UGAAAGCAACGAUCGACAGACUGAGAAACAUCGCGAGAGAUAAGAAGACGCUGUGAAAAGGGUGAAAAGCAAGACUGAUGGUAUUGAAAAGGAAGAUUCCUGUUUCAAGACGAGCAUGAUCACAUACUGUGGCCGGUGUGCAGUUGACAUUUCGAGGUGCUUGUGCUGAUCAAAAACAUGUGGACGAGCCGCAACUUACUGUACCAUCAUACGCAGACCUGGAGGAGCAAGAGCUCUCCCUGAUUCUUGGCGAUCUGAGAAACUUGGUAGUCAAAGAUCUCUUUUUAGGCGAGUUUCACCCUGACUGAAACGUCAGCCGGGAGCCCAGGGUUUCUGUAUUUGUCUUUUCCUUUGACAAAGACAUCAGGAGAAAUAUUAGCAGAUGGAUUUGAUGGUUUAUUUUGGACCUCAGCUGUUCCUACUCCUUCUGUCCAUGGCAGAGAACUUCAGUUGAGAUUGCUUUUGGCAGUCACGUUCGGAUCUAAAAAAGAUUCGUUUUGACAGACCAUCUAGAUUCGAUAGACAGCCAGUCGCACACUUGCUUGGCCUCCAAAGGCAUCACCCAUCUCUUCAAAUUUGAGUGGACUCUUUGGAAUCCGGGUGAAUAUAUACGACGUGAUGGCCUGACGGAGUUUCCGAACUAUUCUGGUGCCGAUAGUCGUCGAAGGAAGAUCUAGAAUGGAGGUUGUGCUGCUCGUAUCAAGUGCGUGCUCGGUCGAUCAACAUAUGCGCUGCUUAAAAUUUCCCACCCCGCUCUGUGGCCUCUCAUCCAUUCGGGGCUUAGGUUGUUGGAAACCUCCUCACUGCUUUCUUACACAUUCUUUUAGCAAUGCGAAGCGCCGUCUAUCGAAAGAAUGCGGACCUUUGUUGGUUGGACGUCAACAAAGGCAUUGGACUGGACGUUAUCAGUACAGACCUGUCCAGGCGGCAGAUGAUUCCAACUUUUCAACGAAUAACACCGCUCCAGAUGGGAAUUUCCUUCAAAUCAAUUCUCCAUUCCCUGCAGGCCCAGAUUCUCAGAAUGUCUCGGAAGUCGACAUUAGAAAAGAGGACAAAGUGCAUUUGUUCCAAGCACUUACACAGUUUGUGGACUCAAACUUUCUCCCCGUAGCUCUUCUAGGUGCAAUGCUUCUGGGUUUAACUUGGCCAGCUCCUGGUCAAGCUCUUCAUCGAAUGGGCAUUUCUAAGUGGGUCACGACGACCUUUUUCCUGCUCUUUGGAUUGACUUCAGGAAGUAAAGAUGUUGAGAAAGCAGCAUCGGCAUGGCCUGCAGGAUUGUUUGGCAUGAUUUCUAUUCUGCUCCUUACCCCGCUAGCGGCCAUUCCAAUCUUAUGGCUGCCAAUAACACCUCGAGAACUUGCUACAGGUCUGGCAAUAUUUGCCAGUGUUCCCACCACCCUUUCCAGUGGUGUCGCAUUGACACAGAUAGCCGGAGCCAAUAUCGGUUUGGCAUUGGGAUUAACGGUUUUUUCCAACCUCUUCAGCGUUGUCACAAUGCCGUUCUUUCUUACGGGAAUUGUCGGCCAAGGCAUUGGUGUUUCCAUUCCACCUGGACCACUUCUAAAGAGCUUGAUCCAAACUCUCUUGCUUCCACUUAUCUUGGGCAAGAUUGUGCGGGAGACCUUCCCUGAUUUGGGAAAGCUAAUGGAUAGUAAGAGGAAAUAUCUGUCGAAAAUCACGACUCUUCUCAUGAGCCUUGUGCCAUGGAUGCAAAUGAGUAACUCCAGAUGCAUGCUGCACCAGAUUGGACCGCUGGACUUGUUUAUUUCUAUUGCCGCUGGCUCGAUCCUUCACAUUGUGUACUUAAUCGGAAAUUCAGGUUUGAUGAAAGUUUGGCCUCUGCCCUCCGCUAAACAAGAUGUCUUCGAGGAUUUUAACUCACGAGCAGUUUUGAUUGUUUCGAGUGAGAAAUCUAUUAUAGUGGCGGUUGCUGUCAUCGACAGACUGGGAGGAGUGUUUGGCAAUGCUGGUCUCCUUCUGCUGCCUUGCAUUGCUGCUCAACUCAUCCAGGUGACCAUAGACUCAGCCCUGGUCAGCACGUGGCUUCAAAGAGAUGCAGGAAAGAAGUUGGGAUCGUAUGCCACUCAGUAGCCCCUUGUCGGAAAGGCGAGACAGGGUUGCAGUCAGUUUCAGCCCACGGCCACCUUAAAAUCUCUUGGUGUGUUAUUCGAAGGUUGGGGUUUGAAGAUCUUGUGUUGUCUUCAUCAUGUCCAUCCUCAGGAAGAUUUUUAUUAUCAGUCCAUAUUUCAGUACAUUUAAGAUUUAAAACAGUUAUGUAUGGGUCUGAGUGGGCAGAAUAAGACCAUGAUUUGACAGGUCAAAUUCAUUGAUUUUAUGAAUUGGCAUUAUAAGAGUCGAUUCUGGAGAAGCAUGGUAAUGUUUCAAGAGGGAGUGUUUAUGAGGAUGAAGUUGUGAAUAGUAAGUGUAUACCAGGAGCCAUCAAGUUUACCAAUAUACUCGCAGGAAUUGUAUAUAUAUGAAAUUACUGAUACCAUCGUAGCCUUCAUUGUGGAGACUGAGGUCGAUCACCAUCUUGGACUGGUUUCACUGCUUUGAGUCGGAAAACUUAUGUGUCGAGGAUCUUGGGGACCGAGGUGGAUGACCAUCUAGGAAUCGCUUUACUUUUAACUCUCAGAA
Molecule: messenger RNA, 2637 nt
Organism: Marchantia polymorpha subsp. ruderalis
Lineage: Eukaryota; Viridiplantae; Streptophyta; Marchantiopsida; Marchantiales; Marchantiaceae
Source: the annotation of a GenBank genome assembly